AUGGUGGCCAUGAAGACCUUCUCUCUGCUGCUGGUGUCCCUGCUCCUGGCAUUGGUGCUAGGAGAGAAGGAAGAAGGUCACUCCAGGUUCCACACUAAGGCCAGCGACUCCCAACCACGAGGCCCCAGGUACGCUGAAGGCACUUUCAUCAGUGACUAUAGCAUCGCCAUGGACAAGAUCCGCCAACAAGAUUUUGUGAACUGGCUGCUGGCGCAGAAGGGGAAGAAGAGCGACUGGAAACACAACAUCACCCAGAGGGAGGCCCGGGCCCUAGAGCUGGCCCAUCAAUCUAACAGGAAGGAGGAGGCAAGGGGGGAGCGGGGCUCCCUACCCAAGAACCCCAGUGAUGACGGUUUGCUAAAGGAUUUACUGAUUCGAGAGCUGCUGUCCUGGAUAGUGGAUCAGAUGGAGUUCUGCAGGCUCAGCAAAAUGGGCAACGGUGAGAACGGCACAAGUGGAGACUGGGCAGGUGGGCAGAGGCAGGGCCUCAAAGGCCAUGUUAAAGCUUUGAGAGUUUAUCCUCAGUGCAAGGACAAGUACUUGAAGGAUUUUAAGCAGGGGCAGGUCAGAGAAGAUCUAUUUGCAUCCCCGAACAAUCACCCUGAUGAUGGUGAGAAUGAUAUUGAGAUGAAGAGGGAUGAAUGUGGAAGAGGCUCUUAA
Molecule: messenger RNA, 660 nt
Organism: Delphinapterus leucas (beluga whale)
Lineage: Eukaryota; Metazoa; Chordata; Mammalia; Artiodactyla; Monodontidae
Source: RefSeq, a predicted model, not a curated record